Messenger RNA from Hippoglossus stenolepis (Pacific halibut), 3191 nucleotides. It is a transcript of the gene efcab14, whose product is annotated as EF-hand calcium binding domain 14. The record is from RefSeq and is a predicted model, not a curated record. The transcript has 9 exons. Bases 567 to 1826 code for a protein of 419 amino acids. NCBI's taxonomy places the organism in Eukaryota, Metazoa, Chordata, Actinopteri, Pleuronectiformes, Pleuronectidae.
CAGCUGUGAGGUUACUCGGGACGCCCUACCCAAACAACACAGGCAGCAGCAGCAGCAGCGGCUCUGAUCGCCGCAUAUUCCGGUUCGGUGAUCUGGUUUAUUGGGGGGUUUUAUUCGUCUAUCUAAACAGUGCGUGCCGGGUUUCCAGAGGGAGCGACGUCGCACCGGGUCUCUACUAAACGUCUCCACAAACGUCUCCCAGGUGAUGUGACAGCUCGGUCACGUCAACCAGCCGCUGUUAGCCUCCGUUAGCAAGGCGCUAGCUCAGUUAACAUAUGUGAUCGCCCCGGCUGCUCGUCGUGGAAAGUCAGAAGAGAGGACAGCACCGUGAUGUGGACGAGCUGCCGGACCGUGUAGUGUGCGAGGCGGGGAGUGAAUUGGGCGACCACAGUCCGAUGUGUUUAUCUCCGACACCGCAUUUGCGUGGUUGACAUUUCAAGCUAGCAGGCGGACGCUCGGUUAGCUUAGCCGCUACCCACACCACAACAUCCACCAAACUGGACCAAACAUUGGAUCUAGUCGGGUUUAAGUCGGGCUCGGCCGGUUCGCUGACCCCCCAGAAGAAGAUGAAGAAGAGGAAGGAGCUGAACGCGCUGAUCGGCCUCGGGGACAGCAAGAGGAAGAAGACCAAGAAGGGCUCCGGUCACCGGCUCCUCCGAACCGAGCCGCCGGACUCCGAGUCCGAGUCCAGCUCGGACGAAGACGAGUUCAACACCAUGAGCGAAGGAGCCAACUUUGGGAAGAGAAGCUACACGCAGUGCUGCAAUGUGUGCUACCCCCUGUUUCUGUUCAUCAUAUUGGCUGCAUGUGUCAUGGCCUGUGCUGGACUCAUAUGGAUGCAGAUUGCCCUGAAAGAAGAUCUGGACUCCCUGAAAGAAAAGCUGCACAGUAUGGAAUCCAGCCAGAAGGUGUCAUCUGCUGAAAUACCAAAACUCAGCGAGGACCUGAAAAACAAGCAGAGGAAGCUUGAUGACAUUGAGAACGGGGACAAGGGGUUGAGCAAACUCUGGUCUAAUCUUACAGAAAUGAACAGAAAGAUCAGUUUGCUGGACUCGGCCGUAAACCAUUUGAAGGCCAACUUGAAAUCGGCCGCUGAUUUGAUCAGCCUUCCUACGACAGUUGAAGAGCUUCAAAAGAGUGUUGCUACAAUCGGCAGCACACUAACAAGUGUCCAGCACGACGUGAAGACGAUGCAGUCUGCUCUGGAAAAUCAGAAGAGUGACGAUGACUCAAAGAAGACAACGGACCUAACAGACCUGAGGAAAGAAGUGGGUGAGACUAACAAGUCGGAGGAGCAGCACCACGUGUGGACUGCUGAACAGAUCCAUGUCCUCCUGUCUACAGUGGAAGAUCUUCGUCAGAGAGUGGUCUCAUUAGAGAACGGGUCAAAACAAAGCUUAAAGGAUGAUGACGCAGCAAAUCAACCGGCAACCACGAGUGAAACUCCAGCAACUGAGACGGUGCAAGAAGCCACUACGACCAAAGCAACACCUGGAGACGUGCAGGAGAUGUCCACGCCACUGACGGAGCCGCACACACGCAGACUUCCACGCUUCUUAACUUCUAAACGCUCCAAGAGAUAUGCCCACAGAAACAAGAAAGGAUGCUUAAAGAGGGUGUCCCUGCCUGGUGUCAGCUCUCUGAAAGAUUUGGAGGACAUCUUCCAGCAGGCAGGUGUUGGACAUAGUUUACGCGGAUUAACUUACCAGGAUCUGAAGAAAGUAUUUGGAACAUCAACUCCUGAUGCUCGUACCUUGGACUGCUUUGACAAUGACAGGGACCAGAGGUACUCCCUGAUGGAGCUGGCGGCUGCUGUAGGCCUGUGAGCACAUUGUCACUGACCGCAGUGAACAGUAUUGAAGCCCAGUGGGGUCAGGGGUGUUCGGAGUUCCUGUCCCGCUUCUGUAAUUGCUGCACUUUUGUGAACUGAAUAUUUAUCAUACUGAUUGUGGAACAGUGGCACUGGCAUGCCCAUACUCACCCCCCCCCUCCCUCGCUUCAGUCCAUCUCAGCACGAUCUCGGCCACAGAAACAUUAUGUUAACAUUUUAACACGACUCCAUAUGCAGAAUAUUCAGCUCUUAUUUUAGCAAAUCUAUUGGUUUGUGUUAAUUAACAAUGAAAAGAAAGUGUGAUUUGUUUUGAAUCCUGUUUUCCACUCUGUUCUCAAACUUGCUCUUAACCUGCGCCUGUGUUUUGUUCUUUUUAACCAUCUUGAUGUAACAAUGCGUUUAGGUUCUUGAGAGGCUGUAAAUGUCAGUGGGUCCCCGCCCAUCGUCACCUGGUACAACUCAAACAAAACUUAUUUAUAGAACCCUGGAUAGAAUUUUAUGAAUGUUUACAAAUGACUACUAGAAACUGACUUUUUGUGAGGGUGGGUUUUGUUUUUAGACAAUUUCCUAACUUAUCUGAAACCCAGUCCAGUAUCAGAGUAAAGGUUUUUGUAUACUCUUUUCUAAGCUGAAUCCAAGUUUUCAGAUUUCUUCUUUCUGUUGAGUGUUUAUCUCAUUUAUCCUCAGUUAGUUGUGAUUGUGUGUUUAGUCCCAAUUGUAGUUUUUUUUUUGUGCUUGUUGUUGCAGUUUUCAGUUCUUUAAAGAUGUGAAGGGCUAUGAACACUUUGAGUCAUCUGGAAAGAAUGGUGAAGUGGUAACUCACACGGCAUAUGUAGCAAUAACAAAAGACGUAGAUGUUGCUGGAUAGAAAUUGCAGUAGACAGACGACACAGCUAACCCACGAUGUGUAACAGGUAGUAUAAGAAGCACUGAUCAUCACUCUUUACUUGAUUCAUUUAAUCCAUUUUUAAUGGACCUAAUAAAAGGUGUAUCAUUUACAUGACAAGUUUGUUGUGAUCAAACAUUGUACUCUGUAAAAAUGGUGCAAACGUAUUCUCUGCCAAUUAUCUUUUGAUAUGGGUUGGAAAAAUUUCUGCAACGGCCUCAACAUUGUAUAUUUACAAAAAAUAAUUCUGUUGUGCUUUGCAUGUUGCUUAUAACGUAACAUGAACAGAUAAUUUAAACCCAACAUAAUCAACAACUUGUUUUUGCAGGACAAUGGUUAGUUGAGCUGAAAAUGUUAAGUAGCUUUGGCCAUCGUGACUUAGAUUUGGGGUUCAUGCUGCUACUGACGAGAGAUUUUAUAAAUGUGUGUUUUUUUUUCGUGUGAGCAUCAGUUAAUAAACACAAAGUUAAAAGA